UGGGAUUGUGUUGGUUUUAUGAAAGAUGUAAUGUUUAUUUGUUGCAGCGCUUUACAAACAUGUCCUAAUAAACUUCUUUCAGUAUAAGUAAAAUGAUGACGCAGUGUAUGGCGCCCUCUAGUGACUAACAUUAAAACAAACUUGCACAUGCGCAAGAAAAGGAUAUGUCGUCUGAACGUUUGCUGCUAUCGACAAACAGGUAGCUCUCUAUUAAAUAUAACUAGAAACCAUAAUAGUCCUGAUCCUGAAGAUUCUUCCAUACUGCAAGACGGUGUUGCUGAAACAGCAGAUGACCCACUGGCUAUCACAGCCAUCCAGUCAGCUGCCGCAUUCUCCACAGAUCAGCAAAUUAAGUAUCAUCUUGUAAAAACGGAAGGAACAGGGCGGCAGGUGACAUACCGGGUGAUCCACUUGGCUGAUGGGCAGGUAGAAGGACAGGCAGAUGGGGCUGCAGCAGUCAGCGUGGUGACUGGGUUUCCCUCAGUAACUCAGGCAGCCACACCACCUGUAACCCAGGCUGUGAUCUCGCAGUCUGAGAGUCUAGAGGGAGAGACGUCUGAGACUCAAUACUACUAUCCUGCCACCAUCUCUGACACAACAGCCAGCACCAUGGUCACCAAUCUCCACACAGCUGAUUCGGUACUAUCUCAACCAACCUCUGCAGGUCAACUCUAUGUAAUGAUGUCACCUCAGGAAGUUCUAGCCACAACACAGCAGAGUAAGUCGGGAACACCGCGUGCUUCCAGGGAUGACAAGCGGAGGGCUCAACAUAAUGAAGUGGAACGCAGGCGGAGAGACAAGAUCAACAACUGGAUUGUCCAGCUUUCCAAAACAAUUCCUGACUGCAAUGUGGAUGCAACCAAAAAUGGUCAAAGUAAAGGUGGGAUCUUGUCCAAGGCAUGUGAUUAUAUCCAAGAGCUGCGUCAGAGCAAUGCAAGACUGGAGGAGGAACUUAAUACUGUGGAUAGACUGAGGAUGGACAAUCAGCUUCUUAAACAAGAGUCGGUCUUUCUCUCUCUUAUGCCUGGUCUCCACCUACACACACAGAUGGAAGAAUGGAAAUCAAAGAAUCAGAUGAUCAGAGCCCAGUUAAGACAGCACGGCAUAGUGGCAGCAUCAAUGGACUCUCAGUGAAGAACUGCAGAUCAACUAUAAGCUUCUCCUGCCCUGGUCUUGUCAUUAAUUCUGUUUAUUCAUGUUUGAAAUUCUUAGCGUGGACAAUCACACUUUUCUCUGUCUUCUUCACUGUUCACUUCACACGCAGCCUUUGAUUGUUUCAGAUUAUUUGCAGAGUGGUCUGGAAUCUUAACUGCACUGAAAUUGGGUAUAACUGUCAGAUCUGUAUAUUUGUAGAUCUGUGUCUAAAGAAUGACCAUACUUUGAAGGACUACUGUGAUGGUGUUUGAUAUGGUUUUUUUUUUUGUUUUUUUUUAAGCAUUGAAAUGUUUACAUUUUGGUUACCUUCAUUGCGUUCUUUAAGCAGAAUGUUAUUGUUUUGUCUAUUCAGUCGAAGUUACGCAAUGCCUUGACAAUCAACUUAGGCCAAAACACCAGCUUUAAAAGUUUAUGAAAUGUACACUUCCCAGUAAAUUUAAUUUACACAAUGUCUUUACUUAAUAUUGUUUGAUCAAAUCUUUAUUGAACUUCAUGUUAAGUUUCAUGACACAAGUUUGAUGACGUUUUAAAUGUUAACACUGGUAGAUUUGUUGAUUUAUUUAACUCCGUUUGGUGAACAAGCACAAGUGCACCUAUUUGGUGACGCUGGAUCAGGAAUAAAAAUACUGUAUAUCAAAAACAAA
Cyprinus carpio (common carp) is the source of this 1799-nucleotide messenger RNA. RefSeq names its product upstream transcription factor 1, like (gene usf1l). Lineage: Eukaryota; Metazoa; Chordata; Actinopteri; Cypriniformes; Cyprinidae. Gene Ontology annotation, biological process: regulation of transcription by RNA polymerase II. The record is from RefSeq and is a predicted model, not a curated record. Gene Ontology annotation, molecular function: DNA-binding transcription factor activity, RNA polymerase II-specific; protein dimerization activity; RNA polymerase II cis-regulatory region sequence-specific DNA binding.